GUCCACCACGUGUGCCUUCUCCUCUCUGUUGUCAAUAUAAAACCCACCCCUACUCUUCUUCACACACUCGUCCCUAGUCCUCUCUCUCUAGUCUCUCCUCUCUCAAUCUCUGCUCAAAUUUUCUGUUUUUCUGUCUCUCAAACUCAUCUCUCUUCUUUCCCUGCAGGAGUUUCUCGGUUUCUGCUCUGAUCAGACUCAGUGUAAGUCUACCUGGAGAAGAAAAAGGAGGUUGCUUUUUGGUUCGCUCUGUCGCGUUCCUGAAAUGGGAGAAGCAAGCGGUAAACAGAACAUGGGUGGAGAUGAACAGACAAACGGAAACCAGGACAGGGUUGGAGAUGUAGAUAUCGCGUCCGUUGAAGACAACGAACUCCUUUUGAGGAUGUUAGUCUCGGGACUGCCUCAACCGCUCAAUCCGGUUGAAAAUUCGAAGCCACUGGACCUCAGUCUGAGGCUCUCCGUCGGCGGAGCUUGCGAAGGAAACCAAAAUGAGACGGCUAUGAAACGAUCAUCGUCGCUUUUCCCGGAAAUCAACCUUAAACAAGAUUGCGGAAAGGCUGGACUGCCGAAGGACUUCCUUUCACUGGCAAGGUGUUCCUCACUGCCGGUAGAUUUAGAGCUUGGGAAGAGAGAGUUUGAUGUGAAGGAUCUGCAGAUAGGGACGAGAGAUAAGGGGAAGAAUGUUGUGAUGGAGAAGGAGAACAUUUCCACCAAGGGUAAGCAGGAGGAGGUACCCGGGAAAAUGCCAACUUCUCCGUCCAAAGUUGCGGCUUGGGCAGCUGCUUCAGCUGCUCGAAACCCAGCACUGAACCGUGCCCUUGCAAAGAUCAAGGAAGGCUUCAGAAAACAGAAAGAGCGAAAAUCUCAGGCUGCAUCAAAGUCUAAGGCUUCGAUCACCAGGUCUUUCUCUGAGCCCCAAAGGAAACUGGAAAUGGUGGCAGAAUCAUCUCAGCGCAAAAGGAAAUUGGAAACGGAGGUGGAAUCAUUGAAGAAACCCAAUGGAAAAUCUAUCAUGCUGCCAACUGAAAGCAAGGUAGGGAAUCCACCUAAGAGGGCAAAGGUAUCUGACAAUGCAGACAAAGAUAUUGGCAUGGAGAUCAUGAAGAGUAUGCCUAGUGUGACAACAACCGGCCCAACUGGGAGGAGGGUGGAGGGAUUCCUCUACAGGUACUUGCAAGGUCAAGUGAAAAUCGUUUGCCUAUGCCAUGGCAGCUUUCUCUCCCCUGAAGAAUUUGUCAAGCAUGCUGGUGGGAUUGACAUACUCAAUCCUAUGAAGCAUAUUAGCGUUAUUCAAAACUCAUUUACCUGUUAGAUGGAUAGAGGUGACUCUGGCACCCUUCCAGAAGACGGUAAAGCAAAAAACGCUGAUCACUUCGUCCUUUUUCUUACACCCUUCCUGAAGACAGGAAAGCAAAAAACUCUGCGAAGUUAGCUUUUUCUUCUUUUUCCUUUGUAAAAGGGGGAAGUUCCAUUUGAAUAUGGGGGCUUCCUUUGCUUCUGCUUCCUCUAGAACACAGUUACAACUUUCAUAGAACACAGUUAAAACUUUCAUUCUAAUAAAAGUACAGGAUAAUG
Messenger RNA from Rubroshorea leprosula, 1572 nucleotides. Lineage: Eukaryota; Viridiplantae; Streptophyta; Magnoliopsida; Malvales; Dipterocarpaceae. The record is from the annotation of a GenBank genome assembly.